Molecule: messenger RNA, 8251 nt
Organism: Varanus komodoensis (Komodo dragon)
Lineage: Eukaryota; Metazoa; Chordata; Lepidosauria; Squamata; Varanidae
Gene: AR
Product: androgen receptor
Exons: 8
Coding region: 215-2617 (800 amino acids)
Biological process (GO): androgen receptor signaling pathway; regulation of DNA-templated transcription; male gonad development
Cellular component (GO): nucleus
Molecular function (GO): steroid binding; nuclear receptor activity; sequence-specific DNA binding
Source: RefSeq, a predicted model, not a curated record
CGCUCUACAUGCGCCCCGACAGCCCUUUGCCCUGCGCUCCCUGGGAGGCGAUGGCCCCGCUCUUCGGACACGGCCCUGGCCGCUGGUAGAGGCGCUCGCUCGCUCGCUCGCUCCCCGCUCCGGCUCCCGCCGCGCCAGGACGUUCCGCGAGAACGCUGUCCUGCCAGUGCCGCCGACCGACGCCGCCUGAUACCGCGACCUUUCCGACGAGGGCAUGGAGGUGCACGUAGGCCUGGGAAGGGUCUACGGCCGGCCGGCCGGGAAGACGUUCCGCGGAGCUUUCCAGAGCCUCUUCCAGAGCGUCUGUGAGGCGUUCCACGGCUCCGGGGACGGGGGCGCGCGGGAGGAGGCCGCCACCGCCGCGACCCCGGCGACCGCCGCGGGCUCCGCUGCCUCCACCCCGUGCCAAUCCGGCGCCCGCCUGCAGGAGCCCAGCCCGCGGCGGCGGCUGCCGCUCAGCCCCGGCUCGCCCUCCUACCUGCCGCUGGGCGGACAGUCCCCAGCGAGCGCCGGCCUGCAGCCUGCUGAGCGGGACCCCCACGCGGCCGCUGCGUCCUCCUCGUCCGCCGCGGCUGCCUCGUCCUCCUUGGCCCUGCUGGACUCGUCCUUCCAGAGCUGCCCCGGGGACCUCAAAGACAUCUUGGGCGAGGGCAGCUUGCUGCAGGCCCCGGCCGCCGAGUCGCGGGGCGGCGCGGCGGCCGCCGUGGAAAGCCCGCCGGACAAGGAGGACUUCUUGGGCGAGAGCGCCAAGGAGCUGUGCAAGGCCGUGUCCGCCUCCAUGGGCCUGGCCGUCGAAGCGCUCGACGUCCCCGGCGGCGGCGGCGGCGACCUGGCCGCGGCCCGCGGCGACUGCAUGUUCGCCCUGCCGGGCGCGCACGCCCGGGCCGUGACGAUGGGCGCCUGCAAGAUCGUGGAAGCCGAGCACGAGAGCGGCGCUGCUGGCGGCGGCGGCGGCGGCGGCGAGGGCGCGCUGGCCAUGGACGUGUCCGGCCCCCUCAGCCUCUACAAGGGCUCGCCGGAACUGGACGAGCCGUCAGCAGCCGCCUUCCAGAGCCGCGACUACUACAACUUCCAGCUGGCGCUCGCCUCGCACGGCCGCAUCAAGCUGGAGAGCCCCCUGGAGUACGCGGCGCCCGGCGGCGUUUGGAGCGCGCAAUGCCGGCGCGCCGCGGAAGUGCCUGCGCUGGCGCCCCACUACGGCGGCCCUCCCGGCCCGAGCUGGCACCCCUUCUUCUCCGAGGAAGGGCCGAUCUACGCGCCGUGCGUGCCCGGCGAGGGCGCGGCCGCAGCCCCCUUCGGCUACGGCAGAAGCCCGGGCCCGGCGGGGCAGGAAGGGAGCGACAUGCCGUCCGAGAUGUGGUACCCGGGAGGCGUGGUGGGCAGGAUGCCUUUCGCCCCUGCGCCCGGCUGCAUCAAGACGGAGCUCACGCCGUGGAUGGAGGGCUACGCGGGGGCCUACGGAGACGUGAGGCUGGAUGCUGCAAGGGACCAUGUUCUGCCCAUUGACUAUUACUUCCCACCACAGAAGACCUGCCUGAUCUGCGGGGAUGAAGCUUCUGGGUGUCACUACGGCGCUCUGACUUGCGGGAGCUGCAAGGUCUUCUUCAAAAGAGCUGCAGAAGGUAAACAGAAGUACCUCUGUGCCAGCCGGAAUGAUUGCACCAUUGAUAAGUUUCGAAGGAAAAACUGCCCUUCCUGCCGUCUGAGAAAAUGCUACGAAGCCGGGAUGACUCUGGGAGCUCGCAAGUUGAAGAAAUUGGGUAACCUGAAGUUGCAAGAGGAAGGGGAGGCCGCUGGCCCAUCAAGCCCCACGGAGGAGCAAUCCCCAAAGAUGUCGAUGGUCCACCUUGAGACCCUGGAUUGCCAGCCCAUCUUCCUCAACGUCCUGGAAGCGAUCGAGCCCGGCAUGGUUUGUGCGGGCCACGACAACAACCAGCCCGACUCCUUCGCCGCCCUCCUGACCAGCUUGAACGAGCUCGGGGAGAGGCAGCUGGUGCACGUGGUGAAGUGGGCAAAGGCCUUGCCAGGAUUCCGCAACCUGCAUGUGGAAGACCAAAUGGCAAUAAUUCAGUACUCCUGGAUGGGCCUGAUGAUUUUUGCGAUGGGAUGGAGGUCAUUCACAAACGUGAACUCCCGGAUGCUUUACUUUGCUCCAGACUUGGUCUUCAACGAGUAUCGAAUGCACAAGUCAAGGAUGUACAGCCAGUGUGUCAGGAUGCGACAUAUGUCUCAAGAAUUUGGAUGGCUGCAAAUCACUCCCCAAGAAUUUCUUUGCAUGAAAGCUCUGCUCCUCUUCAGUAUUAUUCCAGUGGAUGGCCUGAAGAAUCAGAAGUUCUUCGACGAACUUCGGAUGAACUACAUAAAGGAACUCGAUCGUAUCAUCGCUUGCAAGAGGAAGAAUCCCACGUCCUGCUCUCGCCGUUUCUACCAGCUCACCAAGCUCCUUGACUCUGUGCAGCCAAUUGCCAGAGAGCUGCACCAGUUUACAUUUGACCUCUUAGUGAAGUCCCACAUGGUCAGUGUGGACUACCCCGAAAUGAUGGCCGAGAUCAUCUCCAUGCAAGUCCCGAAAAUCCUCUCUGGGAAGGUGAAGCCCAUCUACUUCCACAAACAGUAAUGGAGGAGGAUGGAGGGGCCCAGCCCAGCCCAGCCCAGCUCAGCUGCCAUCGCCUGCCUGCUAUUUCUGCACUACUGCACUGCAGUGCCUUGGAAUACUGUAUGUCGCAAAGAUGUACCGUAAUUGCAAAGAACUACCUGCUGGGGCUUAUUUUCGUUUGGGUUCUUCUCCGCUGGGUGGCCUGCCCUGGCAUCUGCCUCUUCUGAGUAGCUCCUUACGUGUGUAGAGUCUGGUCCAUCUUUUCUCUUUGUUUGUUGUUGUGGCGUGGUGCCGAGCGGCACGGUUUACAUUCUUUGGCUUGUGCGUUUCCCACAGUGGCUCUCGUGGGCUUCUGCCACAGGGGGGAGCAUUUGAUUUUGAAACACAUGCGCACAUCUCCUUUCGUUUGCCAUCCCUCUUGCUGUUGAUUACAUUCUCUCUUUUUAGAGCAAACCCAAGAUGACAAGCAGGUUAUAAAAACUGAAUACUGGGGUCAGGGGAGAACUCCCUAUUGAGUUUGGGUGACACUUCUACUGUUUGGCGCAGACCUGCCUUUAUCUUUUCCAGCUGGGUCACCCACCUCUCUAAGAUGGAGGAGAAAUUCCACAGUGUAUCCGAAACCAGGAAAUGAGAGCUGUAAUUCCUGCACCCAAAACCAGACAGAAAGAAUGUAGCAAAAUGCAUACAGCGGUUGAAAAGGAAAGCAGGGCGCGCAAAGGGAAGCGGGGAAAGGUGUUGCCACAGCUGCUGGCAUCGCUCAGGCCCGUGCGAACCGCCGUGUCUCUGCGUGUGAAGAAGCCCUGUUCCUGGUCUGGUGCUGUCCAGGCAGAGUGCCACUGUGUUGCUGUUGCUCGUACCUUGGGCGCAUCCAGCCGCUGCGCCAGCCCACCAACUCACAGAUGCCCACAGUGCCGGUGCGCAGUGCCUACCCUGCCUUGAUGGUGCUGCGGGCAUCUCCUCGGGCUGCGGAGGUGCUUUCAGCAGCGUCCCUCUACACGAAGUGCCCGAUUACUAUGGAGAUCCUUGUGCUCAUCAAAACCAUGCAAAGCAUUAAGAAGGGCUGGAGGUGCUUCUCGCCUUCCCAGUGCCCUGGAGCUUCCAGGGGCUGCUCCACAAGGUUUUUUCCCUUCUGUGGACCAUGAGCCAAAUCCAAAAACUUGCCCAAUGAAUGUGAACACAUUCCAGUUUUGAGCAUUUUCUUUUUCAUGUCUUGAAAGAUGCUCUCCUCUCAAGAAAGCCGCUCUGUGGUCUUGGUGCUGCCCCUCCCGGGGGCUGCCUGGAGCUCUUCGUUCCAGCACCACCAGCCUCUGAUGCCUCCUCUUAGCUCUGCACCCCACUUCAUGUGGUUCUCCGGAAGCAUCUAAGGACCUUCUUGCAUGACCUGCUCUUUCUGCAUGAGACGGAUGAAGGUCUCAGAAGCAAAACUAAACAGGAACUCUGUGCCAUUGGACCUGCCGAGAAACUGCACAGAACUUUGGUCCUAGCCCACUCCAUUGUGGAUUGGUGAAAAAAAUCUAGUUCCUGCUGCAUUGCUGUAUGUUGUCAGGAAAUCAUGCACAGGGGCGGGGGACAGGUUCUUUUUGUGAUUUCAGAUAGACAGCACUACAGUCUGACGUUCUCCAAAAGGAUCUGGAACCAAGCCCUAGAAGUGUCCCUCAUUGUGAAAAGAUGCCCCUCCUCCUCAUCAGGUUGCACUAGAAUCCAUGCAGUUGCUGACCACUGAAUCUUACACGUUGACACAAAAGGAUUCCUAACUGCCAUCUCUGAUGGUCAGGAUUAUUUCUGAAAGAAAUGCAUGUGAAUAAUUUUGCUGAACAAAAAUCAGUGAUUGGGGAUGAUGUUGGACAGCUCAGCUGCAUGUGUGGAAGACCCACUGAUUUGCAUAAGAAUGCCAUUUACGAUUUCUGGGGUGUCUGUGCCUACACCCACUACCACCACGAGCUCUUUCCUCUAAGCUUAUUUUUCCACCAGUUUGGCCUCCUGGAUUUCUCUAAAGCUGGGUGAGACACGUGGUGUGCCUUCCCACAGUGAUAACUUAUUACACUUCAGGUCUGAAAGAUGACUUGUGAAGGCCUGAAACCUUGCUGUUCCUCACCCAUUUUGAUCUGCCCCUUCCGUUCACCAGUGCGCUGCCACUUUCUCUGGCUUGCCCUGGACCUUCAGUGGAAUAUAUAGCUCCGUGUUGGAACUUAGCUUUGUAAAGAAGCGGCGUUAACGUAACCACUGCCUCAUCCCUGACAGUUGCCGAUUUGGCUGAUUCUUGUCAAUGAUGUUGUCCGUUGCUUCGUUGAUUAUACUUAGGAGAGAAUUUUAGGUCCAAACAGUUUGGAAGCUGCGGCUCCUUGGGAAGCUCAAAAACAUCUCCCUGCUUCUUGCAUUGCGGAAAGUAGAGUGGUGGAAUUCAUAUAGCCAUACCAAGAAUGAAUGCUUCUCCCUCCUCAGGAGAUGGUAGAUCAUGUGGAAGGGUCUCCAGGCAGGGAAUAUCUCACAUUGGACACUUGGAGCAGAAACAGCCAUUUCUCACAUUCAGCAGGACUUGCUGAAAGCUCUUUCCACUCUGAGGUGGAAGCCACUUCUUUAAAUCGGAGUUCGGCUGAGCUGUGUUCCUGCCAAGCUUCUGGAGCAGCUCUGCUUGUGCAGCCGCCAGACGCAACCACGGCCCGUGAGCAACCUUGAACCACAGCUGUGCUGCAAAGGAGUUCUGAAGCAUCCUUGCAAAGCAUCCACAGUGAACCCCGUGACAAUAUUGGGGCUGCGAGGAGGAACUCUGCUAGCGGGGACUUGUUUAUUUACCUCCUUUAGUUUAUUUACAAUGUGAUGCUGCAUUUAUAAAAGAAGAAAACAUGAGAAAUGCUCAAAGUGUUGACAAUGUCUCAGCCACCAAUCCUUGUUUCUAUUAUGCAUUUGUGCAUUAUUACAAUUAUGAAGCAUUUUUUUAAAAUGUGUGCCAAUGCAUUCUGUUUUGCCACAUGAAUCUUACAACAUAACGCAGAUAGUUUAGUCAUUUUCUUCGCUAGGGUUUUCCCCUUCAACGCAUAGCAUUGCGAUCAGACUGCUGUCUCCUCACCUCCACAUUUCUUCUGAAAAAAUGGGAAGGGAAGGAAAAUGGGAUGGGGAAGCAGCCUGGCUGGCAUUCCUGAUGCCGUUGCAUGCCCGGUUGAGCAGAAUGCGACCCGCAUUGGUUAGACCACAGCAAACAUGGACAAGCAUUACACCUUUUCCAGCAUAUCCAAAUUGUCUGUUUCACGUGCCCCUUAACUAGGCACAAUGCCAUGCCUUCACAGGCAAAUGUUACGCCUCCUGGACAAUCGACUGCGUUAGCAGGGAGGCAUACCAGCAUGGACAAAGCAAUUCUGUAAAGUGGCCGUUGUCCCAUAAUUCCGUUGCUUCUCUGAUCCAAACUUUUCUUUGGCUUUGUGAAAGUGGUGUGAGGAUGUUGCUUAAAGACACUCGUGAGGAUGUUGCUUAAAGACACUCGAACUAAGUUCGCAUUGAUCUUUUGCUGAUCGCAUACAAGCAAAGAAAGCGCUUGACGAUUUGGCUCUAUUUGGAGUACGACAUUGACAACAGCAUCCCUCCGUUGCAGAGUUGUUGGAGUCUGAGUUUUCUUCACUAAAGAUGCCUUAUGCAUGGUGUAUACCCUUCCCCACCUUUCUUCUUCUGCUGCUGGAGACGUCCAUGGGGACUCCUGGCCGUCACCUUUUGUACAAAGCACCUUAUACAGCUUAAGCUACUUGUGUUGUUCACUUGCAGCAGUUUUUAUCCAAAGAAUGUGUUGGUAGGGACAUUACCAAAGAAUGUUCGUUUAAAAUGGAAAAAGGGUUCGGAGCUUGUUGCUCCACCAUGCAGCAGGAUAAACAGGCUCACCAUCUCGGAAGCUCUGUUUCCUUUUUCUUUUCUGUCCUGGUAUGUUCCGAAAUCUGAUUGUCCAAGAGUGUUCCUUGGCACACUGAAUCCAGUCACCAGGUUGGUACCUCCAGAGCUGGAAAAGUUGGGGAACGUAGUUUCAAAGGAACAUGAUUUGCACUAGAGGACGUCCCACUUACGCCCCCCACUCGAUAGCACUAAAGCUCCCUGUGCCAGUGACUCUGCUCGGAGCGUGGGAAAGGUGCUUUGCCACUGGAGAGAGUGCCAGCUUCCAGGGAUGCAAGUCCAGAGGAGUGCACUGCCCCGGAGUAAACAGCUUAGCUAGCAUCACAUUUGCACCUGAGGGGGCUGCACCUGGAAGCCACACAAAAGAUGCCUUGAAGGCCCCCGGCACCGGCUUCUCUCGCCGGAAGGGGAGCCAUGCCUGGGUUUUAGCAGCAGAUGCACAUUGAGCUGUGCAAGUUGCACAGGCGGGGGGCUAGGGGGCCCUCCAAUUGAGCAGCUGCACCACCGGACUGCGAGGGGCAGUCUUUCCUCGCUCUCCAGCUCCCCCAGUCCCGAGGGUGCCAUUCCCCACCCCCUCGCACCUCCCGUGCAGGACACAGAGGGCUGGGGGAAGGCCCUGCUCUGUUCUGGGGCUCCCCAGGCUGCCUUGGUGUGGCCCCCGGGCUUUUCCUCCGGCUCACAGUGCCUCCAGGAAGCCAGUACCCUCCUUGCAGGGCACAGUCAGUUAUUGUGAGUGAUUUUGGAGCGGUUCUGUAAAAAUUGUGGCACUUUUUUAACAAAAGAAGUUGUAUUUGUUAAUCUGUUUAUGGUGUGUGUUUUUUAAAACAAGGUCUUCAUAUAUGUAGGGUGUUUUUGUUUUUUAUUGUUAGGUAGGGAAAUGAGAGAGGGUGGCCUCAUAGGCCACAACACUUGUGCGUGUGGGGAGGGGGCAGUGACACAAGGUACAUGGAGUUGUAGUUUUCUAUUUGUCUUAAUACAGCCAAAUAAGCUUGUGAAGCUAACAAAAUAUCAAAACCAGCAUAAAAGCUAUGGCAGUUUUGCAAAGGAGGGGGUUGUUCUCAUCUUUGAGGGGCACUAGAAGGACUAUUUAAAAACAAUACAUGAAUAAAAUCCUAAUUGGAGCACAGGCCACAUUAUGCAGGCCCUGCUGUGACCUCGAGAGUUUGUAGGUAAGGAACUGGAUUCUUUCAGGCAGUCACCUUUAACCAAUGGUGCCCAAACAGCAACAUGAAAAGUUUUCCCACUGAAGCUGAUGGGGAAAUUGACACUGUCUUUACUGGGACUGACAUUAGACUCCAACAGACAAAAUGCAGAAUCAAACCCCUGAUUGGAGAUGCUGGGUGCAACUCAGCAGAGACAGAUACUGUGCAGGUGUGGAAAGGAAAGGAAAGGAAAGGAAAGGAAAGGAAAGGAAAGGAAAGGAAAGGAAGGAGACCUGCACAAUAACUGUUCUCUGAGAAUCAGAAUUCCUUCGCAAACAAAAUACUCCAUCUGAAAGGUAGUGUUUCAAAGGCACCCCAACUGAGAGACCCAGAGGGCGUCUGAUACACACACGUGGGGAGGAAUUGUUAAGCAGAGUGUAAUACGAAGAAAGAGAAAAGCAAACAUAAAAGCUUUUGUUUCUGACUUCUUGAGUCCAGGACUGGUUUCAAGGGAGGGUGAGAGGCUGUCACUGGACACCAGGGCAAAUUUCAUGCUGUAAUUCAGUUCUCCCUUUUUUGUAAUCUUGGAUUCUAUUGUUGCUUCAAAUUCAAUAAAAAGGCAAAACUUUGGUUGUUGGAA